AUGGCUGAUUUCACUGAAUAUGGCGUGCCUAGCGCAGAAUGGCUCGCACUCGAGCCGACUUUGCCCAAAAUGCCUCAGCUCACGCCGAAGGAAUUGAAGGACUUCUUGAACAAGAAUCGCGAGGAUAUCGCAGCUCAGGCUAUGAUUGACCAAGGCCUCAGCUCCAAGGUCCAAAUCCACGAUCACAAAGUGCCCACUCGUGACGGAGCAACUCUAGAAGCACGCACCUACCGUCCCGCAGGCAUUCCACUCUCACAACCACUUCCACUGUACAUUCACAUCCAUGGAGGAGGCUACGUCUUCGGAACCCUCGCCUCCGAAGAUGCGAUCUGCUCCCGAAUCGUAGCUUCCCGACAAGAAAAAGGCACACCAGUUGCCGUGUUCAACAUAAACUAUCGCCAUACCCCAGAAUACCAAUACCCGACAGCUUGGGACGAUGUGGAGGACGCUUUUGUCUGGGUUCAUGAGCAUAUCACCGAGCUGGGCGGUCUUGGUGACCAGGUCGUUGUGGGCGGUAUUUCUGCCGGUGGUCAAUUGACGGCGUCCCUUGCUCUUGCUCAACUUCGAGGUGACAAUAAGCGCUUGGCAGCUUGCCCAAAGAUUCGGGGUCAGGUCCUCAUGAUUCCGUGCCUUGUUGCUACGUCAUACUAUGGAACGCGGAAGGAGAUGCUUCGCAGUCCUGAAUUGUCGAGCCUUGUGCAAUGUGCUGAUGCGCCUAUUCUGCCGAUGAGCCGGCUCGAUUUCUUCUUGAAAAUGCUGGGGUUGCCUCUUCCGGAAGACGCAAGUCGUGAUCUCCGGAUGAAUCCUGGAAAUGCGACUGCGGAGGAAGUUAAGAAUCUGCCUCCCACGACUUUUGGAAUUGCUGGGAGAGAUCCUUUGCGGGAUGAGGCACUCUUUUAUUCCAAGCUUCUAAAUGACAACGGCGUCCCUACGGAUGUCACUGUUCUCCGCGGUGUCCCUCAUGGAUUCCGGCGGUACGGGAAUGACUUGGAAAGGGCGAGCAAAAAGUGGGACGAAGUCAUGAGUGACGGAAUAACGUGGGCCUUGAGUAAUCCCAAGGCUGGUCCUUGGGAGAUUAAGACCGAUUGA
Penicillium pulvis is the source of this 1089-nucleotide messenger RNA. Its product is annotated as alpha/beta hydrolase. The record is from RefSeq and is a predicted model, not a curated record. The transcript is spliced from 3 exons. Lineage: Eukaryota; Fungi; Ascomycota; Eurotiomycetes; Eurotiales; Aspergillaceae. The coding region runs from base 1 to 1089 and encodes 362 amino acids. Gene Ontology annotation, molecular function: hydrolase activity.